Molecule: messenger RNA, 1119 nt
Organism: Poeciliopsis prolifica (blackstripe livebearer)
Lineage: Eukaryota; Metazoa; Chordata; Actinopteri; Cyprinodontiformes; Poeciliidae
Gene: yipf4
Product: Yip1 domain family, member 4
Exons: 6
Coding region: 193-906 (237 amino acids)
Biological process (GO): endoplasmic reticulum to Golgi vesicle-mediated transport; vesicle fusion with Golgi apparatus
Cellular component (GO): membrane; trans-Golgi network
Source: RefSeq, a predicted model, not a curated record
CAGCUUCCUUCGCACUUCCGGUUUCUUUCCCCACAGUGAGACAGAAAGCAAACAAAAUGCGUUAGUUAAACUUUCCAGAUGAGCUGUGGCUAGUGACAGCUUCAUUACCGCGACCCAGCAUAUUUUACCCACCGCUUAAUUAAAUGUUUUUGUCCUGGACUCCAUAGGCGAGGCUUUAAUAGGACAGCAACCAUGCAGUUCUCUCCCACCAACGGAGAUUUCACGUUCGUCUCCUCUUCGGAAGCUGAAGACCUCAGUGGAACCAUCAGCGCCCCUGAUGUUAAAGUGAACAUGGCCAGUGAAGGAGGCAGGGAUCCAUACGCCACCACCUUCCUGAGGCAGCGAGGCUACGGCUGGCUGCUAGAAGUGGAAGAAGAUGACAAUGAGGAGAGCAAACCUCUUCUGGAGGAGCUGGACAUUGACCUGAAGGACAUCUACUACAAGGUCCGCUGCGUGCUGAUGCCCAUGCCGUCUCUGGGUUACAACCGACAAGUAGUUCGAGACAACCCAGAUUUCUGGGGCCCUCUGGCUGUUGUGCUCCUUUUCUCCAUGAUCUCAAUCUACGGGCAGUUCAGGGUUGUAUCUUGGAUCAUCACCAUCUGGAUAUUCGGAUCACUUACCAUCUUCCUGCUUGCUCGCGUCCUUGGUGGUGAGGUUUCUUAUGGCCAAGUUCUUGGAGUGAUUGGAUAUUCACUUCUUCCUCUCAUUGUCAUAACCCCUCUGCUUUUAGUGAUUGGAGGGUUUGAAGUGGUGUCUACAUUAGCCAAACUCUUUGGCGUGUUCUGGGCUGCCUACAGUGCUGCUUCACUCCUCGUUGGAGAUGAGUUUAAAACUAAGAAGCCCCUUCUCAUAUAUCCAAUUUUCCUAUUGUAUAUCUAUUUCCUGUCACUGUAUACUGGUGUGUGACCGGAUGAGUCAGAACUUCAGACCUUAUGGCCAUGGACAGUGACCCUGAGUCAUGUUGGGAUCAUCAAACAACUAAACCCAGGAGGUCUUUUUUUUAAGACAUAUUUGUUUUUUGUUUUUUUAACUCUGUACAAUUUUAGGCAGUGAGGACAUUGGGAAUAUGGCUGUAAAUAGUUUGUCCUUUUCUUUGUUCAAUAAAAUGAAUCAAAUUUU